Messenger RNA from Opisthorchis viverrini, 1135 nucleotides. RefSeq lists its product as hypothetical. The transcript is spliced from 5 exons. Lineage: Eukaryota; Metazoa; Platyhelminthes; Trematoda; Opisthorchiida; Opisthorchiidae. The record is from RefSeq and is a predicted model, not a curated record. The coding region runs from base 99 to 974 and encodes 291 amino acids.
CGACAGCCACUGACCGACAAGAACAAAACCGACCCGGGAAACUUGGGCAAAAGCCUCCAUAGUGUGUAUCAAUCCGUGAAUCCGUGCUAGAUACGGAAAUGAACGCUACUGGCGGUACCCGCCGCGAUGUUCAUGCCGGCAGUUGGUACUCGAGGGAUCGUCCACGCAAAAUGCCCACUCGCCAGCUAACCACUGAGAACCUCGUAGAUCCAGAAGCCAAACGAGCCUAUCAGAACCCCAAUCCUGGAACUCCUGCCGAACAUUUCAAUGAUCGUGGCUUUGCUGGCGGCCCGACGACAGAUUCUUCCUGCCCGCAAUCAGUCGUCUUUGUCAUCCCAGGAGCUGUAAGAACCGCGUACUUGUUGUACCUUGGUUGUAGCUGCCACAGUUCCGUCCUCUGGCGGUUUGGGGAGAUGAGCUCUGGUGAUCCAGAGGCUGCUGCGGUGGGAUGUGCAGGGGUUGGUAUUGUGCUAAGUCACCGGGCGGAAGUAUCAUUGCUUGACUGGAUACCUGUUGAUAGUUGCCUCUGUGCGGUUCGUCUGGCAACGUCUGUGAAGGAGUCUCACAAGCGGCAAGUUGAUAGACGUCUGUUUAUGGUGUCUGCCUAUGCCCCAACUGACUGUGGCUCUGACGCCGUCAAAGACAGGUUUCACGACGCCCUGAACGCUCUGCUGUGGCGAGCUAAAAGCUCAGGCAUUGUGGUGGUUGCCGGAGAUAUGAAUGCGCAAGGGAUGCAUGCUAUUGAACGACUGUCUCCGGCAGAAUUUACCGCAUAUUUGGAUCAAUAUGGAAACACAAUAUGUGGUCGACAUCCCAUUGGUAUUCUUCUGCAAAUGGUUGAAUCACUCCGCAAGGGAGGCGGUCCGUCCACACAGUUCAACUUCAAAUUCAUCAAAUACACUCAGUCAGAACACUGCCAAAGCAUGAAUGAUUCGUCUGUCAGUUACGCCGCCGGCUCUUUACUCAUGCGUUAGCCGACGGUGCAACUUCAUUGACAUUCUUCCCUCACCUUUAAGCCUCAAGUGAUUCGGCAAAAGGCCUAGUCCUAUCCAUCACUUCUCCGCAGUUUCCUAUUCUUUUGUUCAAAUGUAUUGUUUUCUAAAGUAACUUCAUUUAUAAACGUCCUAGCAAUUUU